Messenger RNA from Trichomonas vaginalis G3, 1893 nucleotides. Its product is annotated as adenylate cyclase protein. Gene Ontology annotation, biological process: adenylate cyclase-activating G protein-coupled receptor signaling pathway; intracellular signal transduction; cyclic nucleotide biosynthetic process. The transcript has a single exon. Lineage: Eukaryota; Parabasalia; Trichomonadida; Trichomonadidae. The record is from RefSeq and is a predicted model, not a curated record. Bases 1 to 1893 code for a protein of 630 amino acids. Gene Ontology annotation, molecular function: adenylate cyclase activity.
AUGAGUAGAAAACCUUCAAAGAAAGAAAAAAUUGUAAAAGAGUUAAAUGGCAUAGUUUUAUACGUCAUUUUCUCUGUUCUCUUCUUCCUUGUAUGGAGUGGAAUCAUCUUUUCUUAUCCUUUCCCUGUUAUGUCCUAUUUCCACUCUAUUUCAUAUUAUGAAAGAAUUACAAUGUCAGUUUUCCAAGAUACAGCAUGUGCGCAACAGCCAAUUGUUAAUAUCCUCAACGACUACUUCGUUUCUUUAGUUAAUGAGCCAAAUAGUCAAUCUCUUCAAAAUUUCAACGCAUUAUACAGUUUGUCAUCGAAUAUCUCAAGCAACAACUUCUAUUACGUUGAAUCCGAGAUAAAUUCCAAUGACAGAGAGGAAAUUUCGAAGAUUUUGGCUCAAGAAAAAGAAUAUGUUGAAUCAAUUUACUCAAAAGUACUUGAAUUCAACGAAACAAAGAACGAAAGUAUCAUACAAGAAGCAACAGAGCUUGCUUUUGUUACUUUGUCGAAUUUGACUGUAAAAUUAAAUGAAAUUGCGACAGAAAGGAUCAAAAAGCUCUAUAACUCAUACGAUGCAAUCAGAAUUACCAAUAGAGCAGGUGUUGCUAUUGUAGACUUCAUUUAUUUGCUUUUUAUCUUGUAUAGAAUUUAUUUGUAUCAUAUUGAGUUCGAAAUGUACAAGAACAUGCUUCUUGUUAUUCCAAACUCAUCGAAACAAGCGAUUACCAUGGCUGUUGACCUCUUCAACUCUUCAAACAAGAAGAAAGAAAACAGUUUGUCAGAAGUUUCACUUUCCAGGCACAUUAUCAAGCAAUCGUUGAAUGGAAUUCUCAUGGUAUCAAGUACAGGCAUUGUACAAGACGUUAAUAACUCCGCGAUUCAAAUUCUUCAAAGGAAAAAAGAAGAUAUUAUUCAACAACACGUUAUUACAAUAUUAAUGGAUGUUAAUGAGAACCAAUCACUUCUACAGACCUAUAACCAGCUGUUCGAACAGAAUGAAGACUCAGGAGUAAUAGAAAACCAAAUUACUCAAAAUGCCAACGCAAAAAAUGUAACAGAAAUCGAUAAUUCGUUAACAGUUCGAACAGGUGCAGGUACACUUAAGCUUAUUUCUUGUAAAAUCAUCAAGAUUUCUAACGUCAGAAUGUGGGGUGACGAAAUGUCAUAUGCAUUCAUAUUACGAGACAUCACGGAGUUCAGUAAGAACGAAACCGAGCUUAAAGGUGCACAAAACAGGGUCGAAAACCUUCUUUCCAAGAUUAUGCCAAAAGUUAUCGCGACAAGAUUGAUGUCCAAAAGCGACAGAGAGGAUAUUAUAUCAUGUGUCGAUCGCGCUGUCAUUAUCUUCAUUGGAAUUCAUAAUUUCGUAUCAUGGUGUACUAAUAAGAACCAUGAAGACAUCAUGCAACUUUUAGAUGUCAUUUUUUCGAAAUUUGACAGAAAAAUUGCCAAGUAUCCAACAUUGGUCAAAAUCAAAAUGAUCAAUGGCGUUUACAUGGCAGCUGCCGGCCUGUUCAAUGAAGUAUCCGACAGAACACCUGUCCACGAAGCAGUCGAGUUCUGCAUGUCAUGUGGACAAUGGGUCAUGGAGCGAAACAACACAGAGACAGAGACAAAAAUACAUCUGAACAUCGGUGUUAAUUACGAUGGUCCAAUCAUUUCUGGUGUUCUUGGUCGUGAGAAACCUCUUUUCGACGUAUGGGGAGAUGCAGUAAAUGUUUCAGCAAGACUUGAAACAUCUUCUUACAUUGAUACAAUUCAGAUGCUUCCUUCUACAUUCCACACGCUUCCGGAAGGAAUUUACAACGCGUUUGAAAGAAAAGAUGUUUUCUUGAAAGGAAAAGGAACUACAAACACUUAUUGCAUCCCUUUGCCUGGAUCUUAUUCUGUUUUUGGAAUUUAA